UGCUGCAGACGCUACGCGGCGACGUCACGACGCCGCGCCACUACCUGGGCUUCAACGUCUGGCUGUGCCGGCUCGUCGGGCUGCUGCCACGACCAGGCCAGCCGUUGUGGGCCACGAUCCAGCCGCUGGUGUGGUCGUGCCUGCUGAUGCACCUGCUGUGCGAGCUGGCCGACAUCGGCCUCAACAUCACGGACGUGCAGCAGCUGGGCAAGAACCUGCCCGUCUCCAGUCUGGUGGGCGGCUCCUGGUACCGGCUCUCGUACUUCACGCUCCGCAGGGACGCCUACUGGCGGCUCGUCUCCAAGGUGGGGGAGAGCUUCCGCCGAGGCGCUCCCGGGCGCAUGCGUCGCUGGCUGCGGCGGUCGCGCGCCUACACGCUCGUCUACUUCGUGUACGGCACCGUCGUCUGUCUCUUCUGGCUGGGCCACCCGCUGCUCAUCCAGCAGACCACGCACACCAUGUUCAGCAUCAACAGCACCAACCACAGCCGGAUGUCGGAGACGGCGGAGUUCCCCAGCGGCGCCUGGUACCCGUUCGACGUGCGCGAGCGGCGGGUGUACGGGGCCGUGUACGCCUUCCAGUGCCUGGCCAUCUACUUUGCCGGCAUGCUCAUCAUGGUCACCGACAUCAUGUUCAUCACGCUUAUGCUGCUCGCUUGCGGCCAGUUCGAGGAGCUGGGAGAUAAGCUGCGAAACUGCUGGGAGAUCGCUGCCGCCAGGACACUGCGCCGUGCAGGGACCACGCAGGAGAGAGAGCUGCACAAGGUGGUGGCGCACUGCGUCCAGUACCACGACAUGCUGCUCAGGAUCGUAGGUGACAUAGAGGACCUACACUGGACGUCUAUGCUCGUAAACUUCGUUCUACAACUCAUCAUACUGAGCUUUUCUGCUUUCGAGGCCACAGCAUCAGCAGACCUGGCGAGCCCUUUAAAAGGCACAAACUUAAUGACGUACCUCGUACUGGCCAUAUUCCAGCUGUUUCUGCUCUGUCGCUGUGGAGACAAGCUGAUGGAAGCCGAGGAGGCGGUGUCGCGGGCGGUGUACGAGUCCCGGUGGUUCGAGGCGCCGCAGAGCGCCAAGCGCAGCCUCGGCAUCAUCGUGAUGCGCUCCCGGCUGCCGCAACGCGUCACCGUCGGCAAGCUGGUCGCCCUCAACCUCGUCACCUUCAGCGAGACCCUCAGCCGGGCUUUCUCGUACUUCACAGUGCUGCGGCAGAUCCGGACGAGCAACUGAGACUGUGGCAGUCAAGGAGGAAGGAAAAUUACAGCAGGAAUAAUCUAUUGCUUUAAGACUGUAGUCCA
This is a messenger RNA of Schistocerca nitens (vagrant locust), 1300 nucleotides long. RefSeq names its product odorant receptor 67c-like. Gene Ontology annotation, cellular component: plasma membrane. Lineage: Eukaryota; Metazoa; Arthropoda; Insecta; Orthoptera; Acrididae. The transcript has 9 exons. The record is from RefSeq and is a predicted model, not a curated record. Gene Ontology annotation, biological process: sensory perception of smell; detection of chemical stimulus involved in sensory perception of smell. The coding region runs from base 147 to 1232 and encodes 361 amino acids. Gene Ontology annotation, molecular function: olfactory receptor activity; odorant binding.